AUGAAAACUACAGGCAGAUACGGGGAAGAUGAAAAUUUGAGUGAUAUGAACACUUUCAGUAUUUCAGACAAGAUUGGGUUUGCUUCAGCUGCUACCACAACCUUUCAAAUAAGUGAGCCUCGAAGCCAAAGCAAGCCAUCCACGUGCUGUGCUCGGGUGGCCUUCGGCAUCUACCUGCUGCUGCUGACGGCGGGCCAGGGGCUGCUGGCGUACAAAGUGUUUAAGAUGCAGAGAGAGAUAUUGAAAUUUCAAGAGAAAAAUACCUCCUAUACAGAAGAGAUUCUGGAAAGUUCCUUUGCCAACAAACUGCUUUUGGAGACAAACUCUACAGAGAAGCACAUGGGACAUGAAGAAAACUGGAGGAGAAUCUUAGAAGAGGAAAUCACCAUAAUUAAAAGCAGCAAUGCAAACCUGAUGAUGAUGAUGAACAACAUCACCCUGGUUGCAGGGCCUCCUGGACGCAAAGGAGAUCCUGGUCCACCAGGGCUACAGGGACCACCAGGGACAAAGGGAGACCGAGGAAUCCAAGGCUUACAUGGACUGCAGGGUGCGAAGGGGAGCAAAGGAGAUCCUGGUCCUGCUGGCCCAAGUGGUGAACCAGGAGUGAGAGGAGAAAAAGGAGAGAUGGGGCUUGCAGGUCUCCAAGGACAGAAAGGCGAAAUGGGCAAGAAGGGAGACCCUGGGCUCCGUGGCCCCAUGGGUCCUCAGGGACACCAGGGAGUCCCAGGACUGCCAGGUUUCAAUGGUAGCACGGGGGAGCCUGGACGUCCUGGGCAGAAAGGAGAGGCAGGUGUAACUGGACAACAUGGACCUGCGGGAAUUCCUGGCCCUGAAGGCAGACCUGGUCAGAAAGGGGAGAAGGGAGACCAUGGGCUCAGUGGUAGUCCAGGAAUACCAGGCAUUGCGGGACUUAGAGGUGAAAAGGGAGACAGAGGAGUUACAGGUCUUCCAGGGCAAAAGGGAACAAAGGGAGACCAGGGCCUGCCAGGUAUCCCAGGCCUAGCUGGUCAAAAAGGAAGCAAGGGUGAUUAUGGCGGUCAUGGUCCAAAAGGUGAACCGGGAGUAAAAGGAGCCAAGGGAGACCGUGGGUUCUCUGGUUCCCCAGGAGCGAAAGGGAGCAAAGGUGAAAAGGGACAAGGCAACUUCCAUCAUUAUAUACGAAUCGCGGAAGGGGGCAGGAGGGGCCGUGUGGAAGUCUUUCACGAAGGGUCCUGGGGAACAAUAUGUGACGAUGGCUGGAGCACCCAAGAUGCCACUGUGGUCUGUCGAAUGCUGGGAUACAACCGUGCGAUCUCUGCCUUCACAGCAACAGCAGGCACUGGACAAAUUUGGCUUGAUGACGUGAAUUGCAGCGGGCAUGAAAGUUCAAUUUUCGACUGUCCAAAGCCUGCCUGGGGUGUGAACAACUGCUCCCACAACGAGGACGCUGGGCUGGAGUGUGUUUGA
Molecule: messenger RNA, 1446 nt
Organism: Pygoscelis adeliae (Adelie penguin)
Lineage: Eukaryota; Metazoa; Chordata; Aves; Sphenisciformes; Spheniscidae
Gene: MARCO
Product: macrophage receptor with collagenous structure
Exons: 15
Coding region: 1-1446 (481 amino acids)
Cellular component (GO): membrane
Source: RefSeq, a predicted model, not a curated record